Messenger RNA from Didymodactylos carnosus, 495 nucleotides. The record is from the annotation of a GenBank genome assembly. Lineage: Eukaryota; Metazoa; Rotifera; Eurotatoria; Philodinida; Philodinidae.
AUGAGUUCGUACGAAUUUGAUUUGAUGUAUCUAUUAAAAACUGAAAUCAAAGAUGAAGCACAGUUAGUAUGUGCUGAACAAGCACCUGGCUAUGUUAAAAUUCGCUUUAGUGCUGAUAAGGAAAGCGACUUAAAGACUCUACUGCCAAACAAUGGAUUAUAUAUCAACGGUUAUGAAUUAAAAAUCCAAAUACAUAAUAUAAUUUCUGAUCAAUAUCUCAAUCAACUGAAAUCAUCCAACACGUCAACUGCGUCCGCUAGCAUCUAUUUAUCGUACAAUUUGCCUAGAAGUAUUGAUAAUAAAAUUUUAGAAAAAUUAAAAGAAUUUCAUGAGAAUUUAAAAGAGGAGCAAUGUCAUUUAGCUAAGAGACAUAUUGAACAAUUGUUUGAAUUUGCAUUACGAUCGUAUCAUGAAAAGUUUCGGCAACAUAUCGUCCGUUAUACAAAAGAAAUAUUUCGCAUAAUUAACCGAGUGAAGGGUACGUUGAACAGUUAG